UUUGCUCGUCACAGCACACGGUAGUCGAGAAACGCAGCGAGCUCAAGACAGCUGAUAAACAGCCCGCCAGUGGACAGUUAAUGUUGAUGACACCUCUCUUCUGUUCUCGAACUAAAGAUCUGGCAGUCAAAGCUUUCACUAAAACCACCGGAGGAAUGAAGAGGCAAGAUGGAUAUAGCCUACGUCAUUUUUUCCAAACCUAAGCUUUCAAAAGCGGCAACAACUACUGAGCAAGAAGUACAAGAACCAAGGAUUGAAAAUGUGGACCAUGAAAAGCCAAAGAGCACCGCCAAAAUGUCAAAAGUUUGGAAGUGCAGCAUGGCCAGGAGAGGACGUCAGCCCGCCCCGCUUCCCUCCCAUUUUGAUCUCCGGCCACCCUCGGAACGGAUUAAGCAGAGGCGGGGCCCCCGCCAUGCGCCGCGAACGCUCACUCGUCGCCGGCCGUCGCGAUGGCCUGCCUGGCGGCGCUGCGGUGCGCUCACGACCCGGCCGUCACCAACGCCGUCAUCAUGAACACCAACGGGCCUCCGGAUUUGCUGCUGGACCCUCCGUCGACGUUUAUCUACGUGGAACACGUCACCCGACGCGCGGCCCCCCGGCGGGGACCUCCCCAGGCGGCGGACGGCGGCCCGGCAGCGGCUCAGAGGUUCCGGUCCUUGCCGCGGAGACCGGCCGUGGACAUCCACUUCAGGGACCUGGAGUACUCAGUCAGGGAGGGACCCUGGUGGAGGAACGACGGUAACAAGAUUUUACUGCGCGGGAUCUCGGGAAAGUUCUCCAGCGGAGACCUGGUGGCCAUCAUGGGACCCUCGGGGGCCGGGAAGUCCACCCUCAUGAACAUCCUGGCGGGCUACAGGGAGACCGGAAUGAAGGGGGAGAUCCUGAUCAACGGCCACCCGCGAGACCUGCGAUCUUUCCGGAAAGUUUCCUGUUACAUCAUGCAGGACGACAUGCUGAUGCCUCACUUGAGCGUGCAGGAAGCCAUGAUGGUGUCGGCCAACCUCAAGCUUCGGGAGAAGGAGAACGCUCGAAAAGAGAAGGUUUGCGAGAUCCUGAUGGCUUUAGGUUUGCUAGACUGCGUCUCCACCAGAACCUCUCACCUGUCGGGGGGACAGAGAAAAAGACUGGCCAUCGCGCUGGAGCUGGUCAACAACCCGCCCGUCAUGUUCUUUGACGAACCCACCAGCGGUCUGGACAGUUCUUCGUGUUUCCAGGUGGUGUCGCUGUUGAAAGCUCUGGCUCGCGGCGGUCGCACCAUCAUUUGCACCAUCCACCAACCCAGCGCCAAACUAUUUGAACUGUUCGACAAGCUCUACGUGCUGAGUCAGGGUCAGUGCAUCUACAGAGGAAAGGUGUCCGCUCUGGUGCCUUACCUGGGAGAACUGGGACUCCGUUGCCCCACCUACCACAACCCGGCUGACUUCGUGCUGGAGGUGGCGUCGGGGGACUACGGGGACCACGCGGCCAGCCUGGUGCGAGCGGCGCACCGCGCCGGAGCGGAGGAGGAAGAGGGGUGGCCCUGCCGCGUCAACGGCAACGCCGGUACGCCGGCCGUGAGGCCGGCUGACGAGGAGCGGUCAUCCGACGGCUGCAGAGGUUUCUCGGCCGGCUGCCCCGCCCAGUUCGCCAUCUUGUUCCGGAGGACCUUCCUCAGCAUCCUCAGGGACUCUGUGCUGACCCACCUGCGCGUGUCAUCCCACGUCGGCAUCGGCGUGCUGAUCGGUCUUUUGUACCUCAACAUCGGCAACGAGGCCAAGAAGGUCCUCAGCAAUUCGGGCUUCCUCUUCUUCUCCAUCUUGUUCCUCAUGUUCGCCGCCCUCAUGCCCACCGUUCUGACCUUUCCGCUGGAGAUGUCUGUACUGCUGAGGGAGCAUCUCAACUACUGGUACAGCCUCAAAGCCUUCUACUUGGCAAAGACCAUGGCUGACGUCCCCUUCCAGGUCGUAUUCCCGGCGUUGUACUGCAGUAUCGUGUACUGGAUGACGUCUCAGCCGGCAGACGCCACUCGCUACUUUCUCUUCCUGUCGCUGGGGGUCAUGACCUCCCUGGUGGCUCAGAGCCUGGGACUUCUGAUCGGAGCGGCCUCCACUUCCUUGCAGGUGGCGACAUUUGUGGGUCCGGUGACGGCCAUUCCGGUUCUUCUCUUUUCCGGCUUCUUUGUGAGCUUCGACACCAUUCCGUGGUACCUCCAGUGGAUGUCCUACAUUUCCUACGUCAGGUACGGUUUCGAGGGCGUGAUCCUGUCCAUCUACGGCCUUCACCGUGAGGACCUCCACUGCGAUCGCCAGGAGACCUGCCACUUUCAAAAGUCGGACGCCAUCCUGAGGGAAUUGGACAUGACGGACGCGCAGCUCUACCUGGACUUUGUCAUCCUGGCCGUCUUUUUCUUUGCGCUGCGAUUGCUGGCGUAUUUGGUCCUCAGAUACAAGAUCAGAGCAGAAAGGUAGAACUGAGCAAAGACCGGCUAGCCGAGUUAGCACGUAGCUACCAUUCGGGAACCAAAGAGGAGGAGUCCGGAAUUACAGUUCUAACAAAAUAAGCGGCAUCCACCAGAUGCUUUCAAAAGAUAAGCGUCUCCUUGUCCAAAUAAAGUGCAGUUAGGACGUCGGCAACUGUCAGCGCGGGCGGGCAAAGUGGCGUUCGGACGAUCAGUUGGAAGGACCGAAUUGAGGACAAAAGGACAGAGAAAGAUCUCCAUCUGACUGUGUUCUCUGUCAAAAGUCUACUUGUUUUUUUUU
Messenger RNA from Corythoichthys intestinalis (scribbled pipefish), 2738 nucleotides. RefSeq names its product ATP-binding cassette, sub-family G (WHITE), member 1 (gene abcg1). The transcript has 17 exons. The record is from RefSeq and is a predicted model, not a curated record. The coding region runs from base 450 to 2447 and encodes 665 amino acids. Gene Ontology annotation, molecular function: ATP hydrolysis activity; ATP binding; ABC-type sterol transporter activity. Gene Ontology annotation, biological process: transmembrane transport; cholesterol homeostasis; cholesterol efflux. Gene Ontology annotation, cellular component: membrane. Lineage: Eukaryota; Metazoa; Chordata; Actinopteri; Syngnathiformes; Syngnathidae.